Micropterus salmoides (largemouth bass) is the source of this 4346-nucleotide messenger RNA. It is a transcript of the gene nek10, whose product is annotated as NIMA-related kinase 10. The transcript has 36 exons. Gene Ontology annotation, molecular function: protein kinase activity; protein binding; ATP binding. Bases 195 to 3374 code for a protein of 1059 amino acids. Gene Ontology annotation, biological process: protein phosphorylation. The record is from RefSeq and is a predicted model, not a curated record. NCBI's taxonomy places the organism in Eukaryota, Metazoa, Chordata, Actinopteri, Centrarchiformes, Centrarchidae.
UUUCUUAUUUGUUAAUGUAGUGGCGUCUGCUGUUUCAAGAAUAAAAACUAUUUCGCCUAUAUCUCCGACUAAGGACAUUUAAUGAAGUUAAAUUCGUAUUUAUUAGUUCAAAUUAACUGUCUCCUGCGAGUUUGCGAUGAUGGUGGAAGGUUGAACCGCAGCUUACCUCAUGGAAACAAAGGGGAACACUGAAAAUGUCCAAUCCAGUUAAAAAAGUGAGACAAGGAGAAAUAUUGUCCUUGAAAUCCAGAGGAAUCCAGAGCAAGGCAUCUCAUGAUCUUAGGAGACUUCAGUCCCUGCUUGCCAAAAGCAGCCCCAGACAAGAGGUGGCAGCGUUGAGUCACAGUAAAGCACGUAGCCAUGGAGCCAGCAGAUCACAAGGCCUGCAACCCCCAAAGGACAUCAACAGACCCAGGAGUGACAGCGACAUCACCGGUGAAGCCUCUGAACUGGAAAAAUUCAGCAUCACAUACAGCGACCAAAGAUGUUUCAGCAGCCACCCACUUCAUACGCUGUUCUCUGACAUCCUUGCAUCUUUGAUAAAAAACCGACUCUGCAGUGAAUGGAUUGACCAUGCACCGCCUGAAUCUGUGCUUAGAGUUCUCAUCUGCCUACGAAUUUUGAUCAGAGAUCCCCACCAUCAGAAAAUCCUACAUCAGCUCCAAGGCAUCAAUUUACUUGCCAAGUAUAUGGAGUGUGUCACUGACAUGUACAUAUCAUGUGGCGAGCAGGUCUUUGCUGUGCAGAAGCUGGUCACAAUGACCUAUAUGUUUCAGAAGCUGUCUGCCGAUGAACAUCAAAGGGUCUGGGUCAUCAAGAGCGGUGCUCACAGGACCCUUGUGAAGCUCCUCUCCACAACAGAUAGGAGUGUGCUGCUGGGAGCCCUGCUAGCACUCACUACUUUGGCUGAGAGCCCAGAAUACAAGGAGGAGAUUGGCAAGCUGCCAAUAGUGGAGAGCCUACUUGUAAUACUGCAGGAAUAUGAUCUGCUGUCAAAGAGAAUGAGUGCGGAGCUGCUGAGACUCCUGUCCCCGGUGCGGCAGGUGAGGGACCAGGUGAGGGAGCUGGAGGGUCUGCCGGUGCUGCUGAGCCUGCUGUACGGCCAGCACCUGAAGCUGCUGUGGAGCGUCACCUGGGUCCUGGUCCAGCUUUGCGAGGAUGCUGAUACUAGGACAGAAAUACGGAGCUGGGGCGGGGUACAGCAGCUUCUCCGGCUACUCAACAGUAACAGCCAGUACGUCUCUGACCGCUCGUCCAUCCAGACGCUCUCCAGCGCAAAUGCAGCCGGACGCAUCCAGAGAGAACACAUCAGAGAGGAGCUAAGCCUGCAGGAGGAGGUGGACAAACUUAUGGCCUUGCAGUCAGCCUGCUGUACGGUUCUGACUGAGCUUAGUCUGGAUGACACAUCUGCUCACCACAUUGUGCAGGAAAAUGGGGUCUAUAUAAUCACAAAGUUGAUUUUACCACAAAACACUGGACCAAAGGUCACAUUUUUACAGUGCUAUGCAUUUCGGACCCUCCGGUUUCUCUUCAGCGUGGAAAGAAACAGGCAUAUGUUUAAGAGACUCUUUCCCACAGACCUCUUUGAGUUGUUUAUUGAUGUUGGACAUUAUGUACGGGAUCUCACUGCCUAUGAUAGACUGCAAACCAGAGUUUCACUCUACACUGAAGAGGAACUGGACAGUCUAAGAGAGAGCAUCGAGGCUGUGGACCAGAACCGACCUCCCCGUAAAGUCAUCAACGGUUACUCCAUACUGGACCAUCUGGGUACUGGGGCCUUUGGAAGCGUCUUUAAGGUCCAAAAGCAGAGUGGCCAGAACCUCCUGGCUUUGAAGGAGGUGAACCUCCAUAACCCGGCGUUUGGCAAAGACAAGAAGUCCAGAGACAGUAAUGUGGAGAAAAUCAUGUCUGAACUCACGAUCGUCAAAGAACAGAUGACACACCCGAAUAUUGUUAAAUAUUACAAGACAUUUUUGGAAGGUGACAAGCUGUACAUUGUGAUGGAGCUGAUUGAGGGAGUGCCGCUGGCUGAACAUUUUAACUCUCUGAAGGAGAAGCAGCAGCAGUUCACAGAAGACAGAAUUUGGAAUAUAUUCAUACAGAUGUGUCUAGCGUUGAGGUACCUGCACAAGGAAAAGAGAAUAGUCCACCGCGACCUCACACCAAACAACAUCAUGCUGGGGGAAAAGGACAAAGUCACUAUCACUGAUUUCGGCCUCGCUAAGCAGAAACAGGAGAACAGCAAGCUAACGUCAGUGGUCGGCACCAUCCUUUACUCCUGUCCAGAGGUGGUGAAGAACGAGCCAUAUGGAGAGAAAGCUGACGUCUGGGCUUUGGGCUGUAUCCUUUAUCAGAUGGCCAGUUUAAAGCCUCCGUUCAACAGCAGCAACAUGCUGUCGCUGGCCAGCAAGAUCGUGGAGGCCGUCUAUGAGCCGAUUGAAGAGGGAGCUUUCUCAGAGAGAGUCACAGACAUGAUCAGAUGGUGUUUGAGUCCAGAUGCAGACCAGCGCCCGGACAUUGUGGCCGUCAGCUCCAGGAUCUCCGACCUCAUGAUGAAGCUGAUGGACAGCCUCUACACUUCCCAGAAUGCACUAGAAAGGAGAGCAGAGAGAGAGAGGAAACGAGCACAGAAGUAUUUCCUGGAAAGGCACAAAAGUAGGAUGAACUGCUGUUUCUCAAACCUCUCUCAGGAAAAUCCCUUAAUGAAUACUGAAUCGCCAAACUCUUCUGCAGCCUGCAGGUCAAACCACGGCGAGCAGAAUGUUAGUCAAGAUGGUGAUGUUGAACCAUGCGAUACCAAAAUCGACACCACCGCUUUUACAGGACAACACUAUGGAUUAAAGUCCAGUGCCUGUGAUACACCUGACCAAACUCUGUCUGUUGGGGAUUAUGCUGCUGCAAAGAGCAAAUCAAGACCAGUGUCAGCAGGGCUCUGUGUCUCCCAGAAGAAGGUUCGGCAGAUUGAUGAUCCCAUUCAGAGGCUCCUCGUGCAGCUGCACAAAAUUAUUCACAUCACUCAGCUUCCACCAACUCCGCACCACAACAUCAAACGGCGGAUCAUUGAAAGAUUUAAAAAGUCUCUGUUCCGCUAUGGGAGCGAUCCAUACAACCUGAAGGUGGAGCUCAGCAAGCUCCUCCAGGCGUCUCCAGAGCUGAUGGAGUUAGGCUCAGCAAGCUCAGAUCGGUGGCCUCUGGUCCACCACUUCACGGGAGACCCCCAUGCUGCUGACAGCACAGGUGAUAGCAGUCUGAAAGAUGGAGUCACCUAUCAGCAGAUGCAGGGGAUCAUAGAGGAGCUGCUGGAGGAGAACAGCUAUUAUGAAGCAACACACAGCAGGAUCUCAGAGAAAAGAAAUGACCAAGAAAACAAGUGACCAUCGUUCAUGUUCAUCCAAGAUGUCACAGAAGCAGCAAUUUAUUCCACUAUUCCACUAUUUAUUGGUCUUUAAACUAUUGGACAACUUACUGCUGUUUGUUAGCAAUUGUUGUGAUAAGGCUGCAACUAAAGAUUGUCAUUAUUGAUUAAUCUAGAGAUCAUUUCUUUCAAUUAAUCGUUUAGUCUUUCAAAUUCCCGAAAACAGUGAAAAAUGUCCAUCACAGUUUCCGUGAUCAAACUGACCAUUUUGUUUCAUUAACAAUCCCAAAUCAAAAGAUAUUGAAUGUACGAUCAUAUAGCAGCAAAUCCUCAAAGUCGGAACUGGGGAAUGUUUUGAGCAUUUAGAACAUUUUUGAUUUAGGAAUUUCUUAAAUUAUUCAUUGAUUGAGUUAAAAAAUUUCUGAUUAAUCAAUCUCUUUGGUGCUCAGGUAUUGAUUGUUUAUACACACAUGAUGUGACUGUGAAUCUCUAAAGAUAAUUUAAUAUAUGUACACUGUAAGGUAUAUGCAAGUGCUUGUAAGGAAGUUUGAAGUUGAUAUAUAUUUCUUCUUCUCAGUUUAGCCCAUGAGAAGCUUCUCACAUCAAAGUGAACUGGUGUGUAACCUGCAAAUACACAGAAACAACAGACUUGACCUCCAACAAAAAGCUUUUCAUCUGUGGGGUUCAGCUUGUUUGAAACUUUCCGUUUUGUUGUUUCAGGUUUUGUCUGAGUUUAGCAUUUUAAAUUCUCAGGACCAGACUCAGUGGUUUGACUGCCUCACUGCAGGACUGCACAUCACAGCAUGUGUUUCCAGUGGCUGCGAGCCAAAGCUGCUAAGCCAUAUUUCCUCCUUUACUUGACUUUUAAAAAGCUGAUAAGAAACCCAACCCUUUUUCCACUUUUUGCUGUACUUUAACUUUAAAUACUUUGUAAAUGCACUCUAAAAUAUCAUCAUUUUAAUUAUAAUAAACAUCUGAAAUGUUCACUCUA